Molecule: messenger RNA, 740 nt
Organism: Drosophila subobscura
Lineage: Eukaryota; Metazoa; Arthropoda; Insecta; Diptera; Drosophilidae
Exons: 3
Coding region: 124-561 (145 amino acids)
Source: RefSeq, a predicted model, not a curated record
GUGUCAUAUCGAUAGCAUCCAUCGAUAUUUACUCGUUGAUAAGCAUUGGAAAAAAAUAUAUAAAUACAUUUUCGCAAAUAAACAAGAUUUCAGGGAUAUUCAAUUAAAUACAGAUCCCUCAGAAUGGAACGCAAUAAUGGACGCUACCCUUAUAUACGCCGCCAGGGCAGUGGACACAACAAUUAUCACCAUCACCACAACAACAAUUCAAAUUCCACAUCCUCGGCAGCAGGAUCAACAAAUGCAACACAAUAUAGCAAUCAUAGCAUUAACAACUCCCCCUCCGUCGUCAUGAGCACGGUGGCACAAAACAGUAAUGCAAUAUAUGCAGCGGCGGUACCGCCAUCACAAAAUUUGCCAAUUUCCCAGCAUGACGAAUUAAUUCGGUACAUACGGGAGGCAUGGAACAAGGUUUAUGAGCAGGGCACACCUGUAAUUUACUGCAAUGAAUCUGACAAUCAGUUGAAAAAUUUCAAGCCAUUUAAUUUGGAGGAGUAUUGGGGGCAGCGACUUGUCCAGAACAUACACGUGACGACAACAAAUGCCAGCGGACAUCAGUGAGAAUCGAGAAGAGACGACAAUGGCUUGUGUUAAAUGGUAGUACAUAAUAAACUAAAUUAAAAUUUUGUAAUCUGGGUGCCUAUUCCGUUUUCUUGACUUAUUCCCAUUGGAAUUUAAAUCUACCAAAAUUGUUUGCGACCUGCUUUGAACUAUUGGAGUGGUGUACACGGGUUAAUUAA